Eremothecium sinecaudum is the source of this 972-nucleotide messenger RNA. It is a transcript of the gene SWF1, whose product is annotated as palmitoyltransferase SWF1. The transcript has a single exon. Bases 1 to 972 code for a protein of 323 amino acids. Gene Ontology annotation, molecular function: protein-cysteine S-palmitoyltransferase activity. The record is from RefSeq and is a predicted model, not a curated record. NCBI's taxonomy places the organism in Eukaryota, Fungi, Ascomycota, Saccharomycetes, Saccharomycetales, Saccharomycetaceae. Gene Ontology annotation, cellular component: Golgi apparatus; endoplasmic reticulum. Gene Ontology annotation, biological process: protein targeting to membrane; peptidyl-L-cysteine S-palmitoylation.
AUGUUACUACUGUGGGCCAUAGUCAUCUUGCAGGUUGUGUUCGUGUUGUUUUCACCACUGUUUCGUUCUCAUUCACCUUUCUCGUGGUACUAUAACAAUAUAUAUGCCCCAGUAUUUGCUGAUCCAACUAAAUAUAAGUGGAAGUAUUGGGUAGUGCCAUUAUUCUACACGGCAAUAUAUACCUACUGUACAAUACUCUUUUACACAAAAGUCCUCCAGCUCAUCCGUCCAUCAUUGUAUAUACUAGAGCUCUAUUUAUUGCCAUUUCUAUUAUCAACACCAUUGGUCUUCGGUUGCCUCACAAUUGUAACACCGCCAUAUAACAGCUUUACUUACCAUGGACCACCAUUUCGGUUCGAUAAGAUAAUAUUCCAUGACGGCGUUCGCUGUCGGACUUGCAAAGCCAUUAAACCAGCUAGAUCAAGACAUUGCUCUAUUUGCGAUGUAUGUGUCGUCCUCGCUGACCACCACUGCAUCUGGCUGAAUAAUUGCAUAGGUUUAGGCAAUUACGAGUUGUUCUACAUGUUCUUAUUUUCGAACUGCCUAGUUCUCAGCUAUGCAACUUUACGUCUCCCCACUGCAGCUCCCGCAGGAAUCUGGAGUUCCAGUAACGCAUUCUUAUCGCUUUAUAUCCUGGUUACAUGUUUUACGGUUGUUCUCAUUAGCUUUUCAUAUACACAGAUAAUUCUACUAAAUGACGGGAUGACUACUAAUGAAAAGGAUAAGUGGUAUGUAAUUCACGAUAACAUGCGGCAUGAUAGGUUAGUUAGGUUUAAAAACUGCUAUUAUCUUCGCCUACCGCUUUCUACAGCACCCCAAUGCUUCGAAUUUUAUAGCACCAAUCCCUAUGAUCCAGAUAUUUAUGCCAUUCAACAGCAUCCUUACACUGUUAUUAAGUCACAUAUCGACAUUAACAAUAUUUAUGAUCAGGGUUCGUUUUGGCGAAAUCUUCGAGAACGCCGUUCCAUAUAG